CGGCCGGCUCAGUUCAGGUUGACCCCGCGAGCAGUGCGCCGCGCUACCACACGAAGCCACACCGCCGACCAAACCUCGUGACGCGCUCGCCGAAGCUUUAGUUGACGAUCUGUUCUCGCGCAGGAACCCCGUCCGUCGGUCUCCCGAUCCCCGGCCCGCGAGUUUUCUUUUCACGAAUUCCUCUCUCAGUUUUCGGUGUUUUCAUUCCGCAAACAUUCCAGCCUCGGCUCGGACUCUAGCCGGUUUUCGUCUCCACACACUCGGAAAUAAAAACACUGCGUGUGUGCGUUUCGUCCCGUGUUUAUUUCUCGUGCUUCGAUAAUAUUUUCGCGUGGAUUCUCUCCGGCCAGUGCGGUAUCAGUGAGCUCUGAUCUGUCCCGGUUGUGCUGUGACAUGUAUUGACAGUGCUGUGCGGUGUGAAUCUACAGGUGUGUGACUCCGCGGUGCCUCUGUGCUUUGCUUUGGUGCUUUCCCCAAGGAUUUUAGUUGCUCCCUCACGUUGGAAUAUCCUCCCCGGACCCGCCGUGGACACAACGCUACUUACGUGGCAUGUUACCGGAGCAGCCUUGGGUUGAUUUUGAAUAAUACACAUGUGCCCUAAAAUCUGUAUCAAUGGACGGCUCCCUCCGGUGCCAAUAAGCAUCUAACACCCUCAAAAUGGAGCCACAGUCUACAUCCUAGUUGCAACAUAAAGAGCCCGCAUCCUGAAAAAUGAAGCUGCCUAACGAGCUGGUGACUGACAUGAAGCUGAUGUCGUCCAUUUUGGAUCGGUCAUCCAGCACGUACAUCAUUUUGUUGGGCUCCAAAAUUGGCAAAGAGGACAUACGGCCUAUUCCCGAUUCCGAUGCGAUCAACGAGGAAGAUGAGAAAGACACUCUGGCUUGCCAGAAUUUGUCGAACUUACUCUCUCGAAUUCAGAUUUCUGAUAAGGAUUCUGUCGGAAUCACAAAAGUGGACGAUCUUAUCUCGCGGAGCCCUGCCCGAUCUAGCGUCAACUACAAGAAGACAUCACGGCAGAGUUUGCAGCCCUACCCGGCAGCCGCCGACCCACAUCAUCAAAGGCUCGCUGCCAUCAAAACUGGCGACUGCUACCUUACCUCUUCUUUACUUGCUCAAGAUUGAUUUAAUCGAUCAUUUAAAGAGUUUUGAACCAAAAAGGGAACGAGGAAAACUAGAAAAAAUUUAUGCUUGUAUAGAGAGGUUAAAAAGAGAAGAUCUAUCCCGGCAUCUGGAAGAAUACGACACCAAUGGGAUGACUUUGCUCUAUUAUGCCGCCCUGGAAUGUCAUAAGUUUCCUGUGAUUCCUCGAUACAUAGCAGACAGCAUCGUUGAUGUGAACAGAAACCCAGAUCAGAGUUUUGCUCCUGAUAAUAACUCUCUUUUACACAUUCUUGCUGGCCUGGGAGGAUCAUAUUUAAACGUUUUGGCAGAGCUGCUCAAUGUACGGAACUCUUCACAUGUUCCUAUUUUUAAUCUUAAUAAACAGAACUCCAAUGGACACACACCACUUCAUUCGGCAGUUCUUGCGCAUCAUCCACCGCUAUUGAACAGCGUAACAGUUGUGAAAAUACUUGUAAAGUACGGUGCAAAUCUUGACGCUCAGGAUCAUAAUGGACAGAGACCUCUUCAUCUAGCAAUACUGAGUUCCUGUGACCCAGUCCUUAUAAAAAUUUUGCUCCAAAAAGGCUCUGCAGACACUGUGGCAAGUUUGAAUUCUGUUGAUCUGAAUGGUGACACUCCCCUCCAUCUGGCAGCGGGCAAAAAUGAUCUCCCUCUUUCAGUUCAAAAGGAAGUUAUUAAACAGCUGACGGAUAAAGGAGCAGUCUCAAAAUCAAACCAACAGGGUCACUUACCUGUUCAUUUCCUAGCCUUUGAUCGAAAGCAGGAACUUCAAGCUCUUCUGCAGCGGAAAAAGUGAUCACUGAUUCAUGAAUAAUUUUGGACGAAUUAUCCCUGAAAUAAAUAUGAUCUCGUAGAAUGAAAAAAUAGUCAAGAUUUUGUUGUUGUGUUAUUUACUUUAUGUUCUUGUGCAAUUUACCUAAUGUUGUUAAGUUUAUUAAAUUAGGUGUCACAUUUCUUUUCUUACACAUACAUUGAUAAGUUAUCUAGACAAAUUAAAAAAGAGCUGAUAUGCAGUCUCAUACAGUCUUGUCGAAAGAAUUGAAGCCUUUUUUGGCAUAAAAAUGAGUUCUCUCCUCCACAACGUGCUUAUUCUACACUAAAUCCUCCGGAGAAGCAGCUGUUCAAUAUUCACUUUUUUCCUCGAUGAAUUUUUUGAAAAACUGUAAUCACUCCUUCAAGCAACUUAUCUUGUACAAGAAAAUUGCUGCAAUGUUAGUUUGGUAUACUUACUCUGUCUACUAUUUUCUUAUGAUGAAGUCUGCAUUAUGUUAAAUGUGUAUCUUGUUUACUUUAUCAUCCAUCACUUUCAAAAGUUUGAAACUUGUUACACAAUGACUCUAGGCAAUAUUUCAGUAUCGCAUCAGGUUUUUCUUAAGUAUCAGUGCUGCAAAGGCACUAUUACAGUCAGAUAAGUAGUUCUAUGAGAGAAUCUUUCAGUCUCAACACAUACGUUUGAAGGACCACACCAACUCUGACUUUCUCUGUAAUCCUGUGUAUCCAUUCCUUUUCCUUCUUUACUUCUAAGAUUACCGAAUUUUUUCCAGUUUCGCCUUGAAUUCCUUCAAAUCAUGGUUAGCAUUUUAAACUUCCGCCACCACUGAUUUUAUGAGAAGCAAGAAAAGAAAAACAACUAAGAUUUAAUUUUUCAAAUUGGUAAUCUUACUUCUUUAGUUUCAAGUUUGUAUGAGCCUGAAACUAAAGCAAAAUUUCACUCUUAUAGUUAUUUCCUAAUUUCUCUUUGCAUGAUGCAGAAGUACCUGAAGAAAUGAUAAAUUUAUUUUUUGUAAGUGCUCUUUUAUGGCGUAGAAGCGAGUACCUAAUGAUUUUUAUUCUAAUUUAUUUGAGAUCAGAUUAACAUUUUUUUCUUCAAUUAUUUUUUGAAUCCCGUAAUUUUCAUUGUUUGUUGGGCGUCAGAAAAAUAAAAGAUUGCACACAUUUUUCAAUAGGACGUAUUUAAAUCUAAAGAAACUAUGUCCAUUGCGACAUGAGCCUUGUCAUGCAUCCAUUCUCAUGGAUCUCAGAGCUUAUAUCGGAGUGGAUAUAGUUUCUUCUGCUUUAAGAACGUCCAAUUGUGGUUCUCACUGCUGCAGAAUUAAAAAAUCAUGUGAGCUCCAAAUAACUUUAAAGCAGUGUGCCUUUUUUCAACAUUUUUUCCUGCUCAGCGUUCCAUUUUUCUAUUUGUAUUUUUAAUAAUGAGAAUUCCUCUGGGUUUUUUCCUUUUUUGCAAGUUCCUCCUUUGAAGGGCAUAUUUCAAACUUCAACACUCAUUGAAUGUCAAAUGAUUUUUUUGAGAAUUGGUAAACAUUUACAUUUAUGCCUCUCUUAAGAGAUCAUGUACAGCUAUAACAGUCUUUAAGGCUGCAUGAGCCGUUUUAAAAUAAAAAGACAUAAUAUGCAAACAAAAUGAAAUCAAAUGAAAAUAUUAACAGUCAUCUUGGUAAUCUAAAAUUCAUAAAGUUAAAAGAGACUUUUUAUGAAACAGACAAUUCAUUGACAAAUUAUUGAAUAUCAGCUUUGUUUAGGCAUGGAAACCUUGAAUUGAGAGGUACUUACAUGAAGUUAUUUUCCAUGGUACAAAGCCACAGUCUUGCCCACAAUUUUUAAUUAAGUUAUGGUUUUUCCCUGAUUUUUAUGUACUGUUAAUUAAAAUUUUGCUGACCGAUUGAAAAAAUUUGGGUUGCCUCAGAUUUCCUGAUUUAAAAAUUUUAGGAAGACUGAGGAAAAAUUUAAAAGUUGGUGUAGAACUUGUUAUAAGAAUGUAGGAGCAAUGCUCUCAAGAGUUGAGCACAUCUUUGACACGACGAGGGCUAAAGAACAAUACCGCUUAACUGACAGUUUUGGCGAAAAUAAGUUAGGGACUUUCCCACAUGCUUCAGUAUAAAAUACGCAAACAAUGGGAAUCCAAUUCCGCUUGAGAGCGCUGCAAUCAUGUAGUAAUGUAUAAAAAAAAAUUGCAAAUCUAACCUUAAAAUCACAAUAGUGUCGAAUUCUUUUCUUUGCCCUACAAACGUCAGUUUGCAAAUAGGCGGUACUGUUCCUUAGCCAUCGCACCAAUUUUUGACAAAAUUUUUAAGAGUGACUUACUGGAAGAGGCCUCCAAGCAGUAGAAUUUUGACGAACAUCAACAAAACUCUUUUAAGCAAGACUCACGGUUUUACUAUUUUUGGGCUCUCCUCACAUUUAUCAUGUAAGAUGGAAAUUGAUGGAUUAGGUACUUAUUCAGCAUCUAACUUUAAAACUUUGAAAAAGUAAUUUUCAAGGAUUUAAGAUUCUUCAUCGUUUUAAGAAACAAAUGAAAACAACUAUUGGUAACUCUUUCAUUUUGAAAUGAUGCGUACUCUCCAUCCCCCAACAUAUGUAAGCUAAAAGCAGAUAUGCCCUGUUCGCUUUCUUUGUGCUAAAACUGAAUGUGUAUUAUGCAUGAUUAAAAUUGUUUUGUAAUUUUUCUUUUUUCAUUUAUUCGUUUUAAUUUUGAUGUUUUACUUUUAGGAGAUUGUUUUGUUACGUAGAGAUGGGUUGUAUUUUCUAAGUUCGUCUGGAGGGAAUGAACUUCUGCCGGAUAAAUUUCCUUGAAACCGAAGAAUGUUUGAUCAUUUGUUCCUACGUUCCUCCCUCUCCCCCCUCUUUCCCUUUCCCCCCCAAAUAUUGAUCUUCAAUAAAAAUAGUUCAUAAAGAGAAGAAAAUGAGCUGUCAUUUAUUCUUCACAAAACGAAAA
Bemisia tabaci is the source of this 4837-nucleotide messenger RNA. Lineage: Eukaryota; Metazoa; Arthropoda; Insecta; Hemiptera; Aleyrodidae. The record is from RefSeq and is a predicted model, not a curated record.